AUUUGCAGAAGAUAACAGGACCAUGAAAAAUAUAAAUCAAAGGAAACUGAGUAUUUAAGGGAAGAAAAAAAUUAAAAAAAACUGUGUUAGUUCUGUAGAAGAACUCUCUCUUUCUCUUCCUUUCUCUCUCUUCUCUUCUCUUCUAUUUUCUUGUCUGUAGCUCUGUGUAACGAGUUUCCAAGUCUCGCAUUACCUCUGUUUUUCUGUUUUUUUUCAUGUGUUGUUCUUGGGUUGGUGUUUUGGUUUUGUUUUGACUGCAUAUUCUCAGAAAAAUUUAAGUAUAAGAGGAAAGAGGGGGAGAGAACGUGGAAAGGAAACGACGCCGUUAUGGGUUGCUUCCGUUGCUCUGGAAAGUCCAGUAAUUCAAGAUCAGAAAACUCCCCUAAAGACAAUAAUAGAAAAAAGUCAGAUGAUCCUCAAGGUGCUCAGAAAGUCAAUUCAAACGUGAAAAGAGAUUUGGAUGUAAAGGAGGUUGUCUCUAAGGUUGACCAAUUAUCAUUAGAUGUAAAGAAUUUAAACUUAAAGGAAGAGGUUUCUAAGGAUGGAGAAACCAAUGGCAGAAGGGCGCAGACGUUUAGUUUUGAAGAACUUGCAGCUGCAACCGGAAAUUUCAGAUUGGAUUGCUUUCUGGGAGAGGGAGGUUUCGGCAAAGUUUACAAGGGUCACUUGGAGAAAAUCAAUCAGGUUGUGGCCAUCAAGCAACUUGACCGAAAUGGACUACAAGGGAUUAGGGAAUUUGUUGUUGAAGUAUUGACACUAAGUCUUGCUGACCAUCCUAAUCUUGUCAAGUUGAUUGGGUUUUGUGCUGAGGGGGAUCAGAGGCUAUUGGUUUACGAAUACAUGCCUUUAGGAUCUUUGGAAAACCAUUUACACGAUCUUCGCCCUGGUAUGAAUGUACUUGAUUGGAAUACAAGAAUGAAGAUAGCAGCUGGUGCAGCAAGAGGAUUGGAGUAUUUGCACGAUAAAAUGAAUCCCCCUGUUAUAUAUCGCGACCUCAAGUGCUCGAACAUUUUGCUUGGGGAAGGGUUUCAUGCGAAGCUAUCUGACUUUGGUUUGGCAAAAGUAGGGCCGAGUGGUGAUAAGACACAUGUUUCAACGAGGGUUAUGGGAACAUAUGGAUACUGUGCACCAGAUUAUGCCAUGACAGGUCAACUUACAUUUAAAUCCGAUAUUUAUAGCUUCGGGGUUGUGCUUUUGGAGCUCAUCACAGGCAGGAAAGCCAUUGAUCAUACAAAAGGUCCUAAGGAACAAAACCUGGUUGCAUGGGCUCGACCAUUGUUUAGGGACCGAAAGAAAUUCUCGCAAAUGAUUGAUCCAUUGCUACAAGGUCAAUACCCCGUUAGAGGAUUGUACCAAGCUCUGGCCAUUGCUGCAAUGUGUGUUCAAGAACAGCCUAACAUGCGUCCUGUUAUAUCAGAUGUUGUCACAGCUCUUAAUUACCUUGCUUCUCAGAAGUAUGACCCGAAAGCUCAUUCACUUCAUAGCUCGAGAAAGGGUUCAUCUUCCCCCGAAGAGAAAAGCGAUGAUAAUAGACCAGAAUCUGACUGAGGAGGUGGAUGACUCUCUGUCUGACUAGUUAUUUAGAAUAAAGCAGUGAAUACCUUUUUUUGCAAUUGGAAUAUGAGGGUGCCUACGUUAUCAAUUUUUGAAUUACUGAAAGAUAACAGCUGCUUUCACCUUCUUCCAAUCUUCACACAUAGGAAAUUUUCUGUGUCUUUUUUCCCCUCUUUAUUAUCUUUUCACUGUACAUGUGAGCUUGAGCUCUUGUAUGUAAGAUGCCUUUUUCUAGGAAAACAAAAAACCCCUUCUUUCUUUACCAUUUUGUUAAUUGGUCUUUAUUAUAAUAAUAAAAAUCACUUAAUUCUUGUGA
This is a messenger RNA of Cannabis sativa, 1870 nucleotides long. RefSeq names its product probable serine/threonine-protein kinase PBL5. The record is from RefSeq and is a predicted model, not a curated record. Lineage: Eukaryota; Viridiplantae; Streptophyta; Magnoliopsida; Rosales; Cannabaceae. Gene Ontology annotation, biological process: protein phosphorylation. Bases 328 to 1548 code for a protein of 406 amino acids. Gene Ontology annotation, molecular function: protein kinase activity; ATP binding. The transcript has 5 exons.